AAUCAUUACUUAGCUAUGUUGAAAUAAAUUCAAGUGGCAGACAGGAGCAAACAGCAGACAGAACGAAUCCACGAGAGUCAUGUUUCGACUUCUGCUGCUUUUGGGGUUUUUCAGCCUUGGUGUCUGUCUUCCUCGUCAGUAUCAGUUCAUUAAUGAGAAUAAGACCUGGUCUGAAGCACAGAGAUACUGCAGAGAGAAAUAUGUUGAUUUAGCCUCUAUUAAUAACACUGAAGAGGACUUGGCCCUUACAAACAUAAUAGACAUCAGGAACAGCAGGCGAACCUGGAUUGGACUGUAUGAUGAUCUGAACAGCUGGAAAUGGUCUCUGGAUGAUGAUUCUUUCUACAAGGAGGGAGAGAGAAGCUUUAGAAACUGGUAUAUAGAGAAGCCAGUUGGCUGGUAUCAAAUGAGUUUGUGUGUGUAUUUAUCUAAUUAUUAUAAAGCUUGGUGGGAGACAUCUUGUUCCACAAUGCUUCAUUUUAUUUGCUUUGAUGGCAGAGUGAAUGCCAGCGAAAGAUAUGUCCUGGUUUAUCAGAACAUGAACUGGACUGAAGCUCAGAGAUACUGCAGAGAGCAUCACACAGACCUGGCCAGCGUGAGGAAUGACAGAGAGAAUCAGAAGAUUAAAUCAAUGUUUAAUAAUACGUAUUAUUCAAGUCUUUGGAUCGGCCUGUACAGAACCAGAUCUUGGUCAGAUAAAAGCAACUCUUCAUUCAGCAACUGGAGUCCUGGACCACCAGAUGGUUAUAGACGGACUAAAACCUGUACUACUGUGUCAUUUAAAUAUAAUGAUUAUUAUUCCUAUUUUUUUCAUUAUUAUUAUGGGAAAUGGACAGAUGAAAAUUGUAGCCGUGCUUUUCCAUUCCUUUGUUACAGCACAAUGCCAUCAUUACCAUCUCAUCAGUAUCACUUUGUGAAUGAGAAUAAGACCUGGACUGAAGCACAGAGAUACUGCAGAGAGAAUUACACUGACCUGGCUACUAUUGAUAACAUGGAGGAAAUGAACACACUCCUUAACACUGUAAAUGGCAGCUACUCAGGUUUAGCCUGGAUUGGACUGUAUGGUGAUGAGGACAGUUGGAGAUGGUCUCUGGAUGAUGAUGCUUUCUACCAGGAGGGAGAGAGAGACUUCAGAGGAUGGUACCAUCAACCUGAUAACUAUUUUGGAAAAGAGAUGUGUGUUUAUAUUAGAUCUGAUGGAACCUGGUCUGAUGGAAACUGUUACAAUUAUUUUCAGUUUGUUUGCUCUGAUGGAUGGAAUGGAACAAAAAGUUUCAUACUAAUUAAUCAGCCCAUGUCAUGGACAAAAGCUCAGCAUUACUGCAGAAAGCAUUAUACUGACUUGGCCAGUGUGAGAAAUCCAACAGAUAAUCAAAGAAUCUUAAACCUUACAGCUGACACUGUGGCUUGGAUUGGUUUAUACAGGACCAGAGUCUGGUCAGACAAACAGGUAUCCACAUAUGAAAAUUGGAGACCAGCCACCUAUCAACAGCCAGACAAUGGUAUUAAUAAUCCCUGGGAAUACAGAAAUCAGCACUGCACUGCUGUCUCAUUCAGAGACUCAGGUCAUUGGACAGAUGAGGACUGCUUAUCCACCUUCCCUUUUAUCUGCUAUUACAAAUUCUGCACAGGAUCGUCAUGCACCUUCCAUCAGUAUCACUUUGUUAAUGAGAAAAAGACCUGGACUGAAGCACAGAGAUACUGCAGAGAGAAUUACACUGAUCUGGCAACCAUUAAUAACAUGGAGGAAAUGAACACACUCCUUAACACUGUAAAUGGAAUCUACUUAGGUUUAGCCUGGAUUGGACUGUAUGAUGAUCUGAACAGCUGGAAAUGGUCUCUGGAUGAUGAUGCUUUCUACAAUAAUAGAAAAAUAAACUUUAGUAAUUGGUAUAUAGAAAAGCCAAACUACAGGAAUGGAAACAAUUUAUGUGUAUGUUUUGGUUAUAAUGCUCUUUGGUGGGAGUAUCCAUGUUCUAUAACACUUCCAUUCAUUUGUUUUGAUGGCCGAGUGAAUGCCAGUGAGAGAUAUGUUCCAGUUUAUCAGCGUAUGAACUGGACUGAAGCUCAGAAAUACUGCAGAGAACAUUACACAGACCUGGCCAUUGUGAGGAAUGACACUGAGAACCAGAAGAUCAGAUUAUUAUUAGCUAAUGAUAAGGAUGAUAAUCAUUAUACUUCCGGUUAUUACUAUAAUAAUUAUUACGCUUUUUGGAUCGGCCUGUACAGAAACAGUUUAUGGUCAGAUCAAAGCAACUCUUCUUUUACCAACUGGAAACUCGGACAACCAGAUAAUUAUGGACAAACUGUAUCCUGUACUGCUGUGUCAUUUAAUGAAAGAUUUUUUUAUGGGCAAUGGGCAGACGAAAACUGUGGUCAAGCUUUUCCAUUCCUCUGUUACAGCACAAUGCUCUCAAACUCCUCUCGUCAGUAUCACUUUGUGAACGUGAAUAAGACCUGGAUUGAAGCACAGAGAUACUGCAGAGAGAAUUACACUGACCUGGCUACUAUUGAUAACAUGGAGGAAAUGAACACACUCCUUAACACAGUAAAUGGCAGCUACUCAGGUGUAGCCUGGAUUGGACUGUAUGAUGAUGAGGACAGUUGGAGAUGGUCUCUGGAUGAUGAUGCUUUCUACCAGGAGGGAGAGAGAGACUUCAGAGGAUGGGAACAUCAACCUGAUAACUAUAAUGGAAAUGAGAUGUGUGUUUCCAUGGGGAAUGGAGGGCGGUGGUUUGACAGACCUUGUACUGACAGAAGAUCAUUUGUUUGCUAUAAUGGUAUAAGCAACACAUAUGUAAUGAUUUAUAAUCAGAAGACUUGGAAAGAAGCUCAGAGCUUUUGCAGAGUGCAUUACACAGACCUGGCCACUAUGAGAAAUCAGACUGAACUUCAGCAAAUACUGAGAAUCAUGAACAGCUCUGAUGUAUGGAUAGGUUUGUAUAGAAACCGAUUAUGGUCAGAUCAGAGCAACUCAACCUUUACAUAUUGGACACCAUUGAGUCCAGAACCUACAGCAGAACCUGAUAAUGGUUUGUAUUCACUUGGACAAAUUGGAAAUCAACAUUGUACAGCUGUGGAUCAUCUUGGCCGAUGGACAGAUGAAAACUGUUUCGCCAGAUUCCCUUUUAUCUGCUACACUGGUGCUGUGAUGGGAUUGCGAAUGAAAGUCACUGCUAAUGAAAAUCUGUUAAACUCUCAGAUUAUAAGGCUGGUGCUGAUGGAAAAUAAAAUCAAGUGGCAGACAGAAGCAAACAGCAGAAAGCACAGAUCCAUGAGAGCCAUGUUUCGACUUCUGCUGCUUUUGGGGUUUUUCAGCCUUGGUGUCUGUCUUCCUCGUCAGUAUCAGUUCAUUAAUGAGAAUAAGACCUGGUCUGAAGCACAGAGAUACUGCAGAGAGAAUUAUGUUGAUUUAGCCUCUAUUAAUAACACUGUAGAGGACUUGGCCCUUACAAACAUAAUAGACAUCUGGAACAGCAGCCGAACCUGGAUUGGACUGUAUGAUGAUCUGAACAGCUGGAAAUGGUCUCUGGAUAAUGAUUCUUUCUACAAGGAGGGAGAGAGAAGCUUUAGAAAUUGGUAUAUACGGAAACCAAGAGGCUGGUAUGAAAUGCGUUUGUGUGUGUAUGUAUCUACUUAUGAUGGAGUUUGGUGGGAGACAUCUUGUUCCUUAAUGCUUUAUUUCAUUUGCUUUGAUGGCAGAGUGAAUGCCAGUGAAAGAUAUGUCCCGGUUUAUCAGAGAAUGGGCUGGACUGAAGCUCAGAGAUACUGCAAAGAGCACUACACAGACCUGGCUAGCGUGAGGAACGAGACUGAGAACCAGAAGAUUAGAUCAAUGUUUAAUAAUAUGUAUUAUUCAGGUUUUUGGAUCGGCCUGUACAGAACCAUGUCUUGGUCAGAUAAAAGCAACUCUUCAUUCAGCAACUGGAAACCGGGACAACCAGAUGGUUAUGGACAGACUAAAACCUGUAUUGCUGUGUCAUUUAAUUAUAAUGAUUAUUAUUCCUAUCAUUAUUAUUAUUAUUAUUAUGGGAAAUGGAUAGAUGAAAACUGUGAUGAUGCUUUUCCAUUCUUCUGUUACAGCACAAUGUCAUCAUUAACCUCUCGUCAGUAUCACUUUGUUAAUGAGAAUAAGACCUGGACUGAAGCACAGAGAUACUGCAGAGAGAAUUACACUGACCUGGCUACUAUUGAUAACAUGGAGGAAAUGAACACACUACUUAACACAGUAAAUGGCAGCUACUCAGGUUUAGCCUGGAUUGGACUGUAUGGUGAUGAGGACAGUUGGAGAUGGUCUCUGGAUGAUGAUACUUUCUACCAGGCGGGAGAGAGAGACUUCAGAGGAUGGUACCAUCAACCUGAUAACUAUAAUGGAAACGAGAUGUGUGUUUAUAUUACAUCCGAUGGGACCUGGUCUGAUGGAAACUGUUACAAUUAUUUUCAAUUUGUUUGCUCUGAUGGAUGGAAUGGAACAAAAAGUUUCACAUUGAUUAAUCAGCCCAUGUCUUGGAUACAGGCUCAGCAUUACUGUAGAGCAUAUUACACAGACCUGGCCAGUGUGAGGAACCAAGCAGAUAAUGAACAAAUCCUUAAUCUCACAGGUGGCUUUAACACUUGGAUUGGUCUAUACAGAACCAGACUCUGGUCAGACAAACGGGAAUAUAUGUAUGAAAACUGGAGACCAGCCACUCAGUUUAUACCUGAACAGCCAGAUAAUGGUGCAUAUGUUUAUUGGGAAUAUGGUUUUCAGCACUGCACUGCUGUAUCUCUCACAGAUUCAGGCUACUGGACAGAUGAGAGCUGCAUAAUCACAAUCCCUUUUUUCUGCUAUAAGAAAUCCUGCACAGCAUCCUCAUGUUCCCUCUAUGAGUAUCACUUUAUUAAUCAGAAUAAGACCUGGACUGAAGCACAGAGAUACUGCCGAGACAAAUACACUGACCUGGCCACCAUUAACAGUAUAGAAGAUGUGACGAGACUCCUUAAAACAGCCACAGCAUAUGACAUCUACUCAGGUUUAGCCUGGAUUGGACUGUAUGAUGAUCUAAAGACCUGGAAAUGGUCUCUGGGUGAUGAUUCUUUCUACAAGAAUGGAGAGAGAAACUUUAGAAACUGGUAUAUAAACAAACCAAGGAACUGGAAUGGGAACAGUUUUUGUGUAGUUUUUUCAAGUUACUCUACACAAUGGAGUGAGGAGUCUUGCUCUCAUACACUUCCAUUCAUUUGUUUUGAUGGUAGAGUGAAUGCCAGUGAAAGCUAUGUUUUGGUUAAACAGAACAUGAACUGGACUGAAGCUCAGAGCUACUGCAGAGAACAUUACACAGAUCUGGCCAGCGUGAGGAACGAGACUGAGAAUUACAGGAUCAGAUUAUUAUUAAGUCAAUCUGAUUAUAAUAAUAAUAAUUAUUAUUAUUAUUAUUAUUAUUAUUAUUAUUAUCCUAAUUAUUAUUAUUAUUAUCACCUUGUUUGGAUCGGCCUGUACCGUACCAGAUCUUGGUCAGAUCAAAGCAACUCUUCUUUCAGCAACUGGAAACCUGGACAACCAGAUAAUUAUGCACAGAAUGAAUCCUGUACUGCUGUGUCAUUUAAUGAUUCUGGGAAAUGGACUGAUGAAAAUUGUAGUAAAGGUUUUCCAUUCCUCUGUUACAGCACAAUGUCCUCAAACUUUUCUCAUCAGUAUCACUUUGUUAAUGAGAAUAAGACCUGGACUGAAGCACAGAGAUACUGCAGAGAGAAUUACACUGACCUGGCUACUAUUGAUAACAUGGAGGAAAUGAACACACUCCUUAACACAGUAAACGACAGCUACUCAGGUUUAGCCUGGAUUGGACUGUAUGAUGAUGUGGACAGCUGGAGAUGGUCUCUGGAUGAUGAUGCUUUCUACCAGGAGGGAGAGAGAGACUUCAGAGGAUGGUACCAUCAACCUGAUAACUAUAAUGGAAAAGAGCUUUGUGUUUCCAUGAACAACAAAGGGGAAUGGUUUGACAGGUCUUGUAAUGACAGAAUUCUAUUUGUUUGUUAUAAUGGUACAAACAUAUAUGUUCAGAUUUAUAACAGCAUGACCUGGGAAGAAGCUCAGAGAUUCUGCAGAGAAAAUUACAUAGACCUGGCCAGUGUGAGGAAUGAGAAUGAACUUCAGCAGAUACUGAGCAUCAUGUAUGGCUAUGAGAUAUGGAUAGGUCUGUAUAGGAACCGGUUAUGGUCAGAUCAGAGCAACUCAAACUUUACAUAUUGGAGACCAGCAUUUCCAGCACAAGGACCAGAACCUGAUAAUGGUUUGAAUGUAUUUGGUCAAUAUGGAAAUCAACACUGCACCGCUGUGGAUCAUUCAGGCCAAUGGACAGAUGAAAACUGUUUAGACCGCUUACCUUUCGUCUGCUACACUGAUUUCACUCCAGGUGCUGUUAUGGGAGUGCGACUAAAAACCAGAUCUAAUGACAAUCUCUUAUACACUGAGGUUGCAGGAUCUGUGCUGAUGGCACUUGAAGAACAAGUUAGCAAACUGGGACUUUCAAAGAACUGCACUGUGACCAUGAGACGCAUCCGUAAGAUCGAUCCAUGAAGGAGAAAGUCCACAUUCAUGCUCAGAUUAUAAAACAUAUGUUCCAGAUUUUGUGAUGAUUUAAUUUUUGUUUCAUUCAUUGAGCAAUCAUUUAAUCCAGAAGCAUUUAUAAAUGAUUUAGAGAUCUGUUCAUACAAAAUUACUCAUGACUGCAAAUCUCAUAUAAUCACGUAUAAAUGGUUUACAAUUAAUUGAAACAGUUUACUAUAACUGAUAUAUAUAUAUAGUUCUCAACAGCUUCCUGGAUUUGACAAAAUUAUAACAAUAAUAUUGAGUAUAAUAAGAAUAUACUAAAUAGUAAAUGGGUUUCAUUAAUAUUUUAUUUGGUGUUUUGGAAUUAAAUACUGUUUAUAUUAUUUUUAAUUUUUUAUAAAGAGUAAAAUUAAAUUCUACUCUUUAUAAUGGGAUUAAAUACGGUUUUUCCUUAAAUGAAUUUUAACAAAUAAAAUACUAGUUAUUUGUGGUUGCUGUGAUAGAAAAUGUUGAUGUUACAAUUUUAGAUUUGAUCCAGUCGUUUCUUUAUGAGUUGCCUGUAAGUUUUAGGGAUACUGUGGGAUCUUUACAUUCUAUUUGCUAUUAAGAGAUUAAUCAUGAGAUUAAAAUGAAAAUUCUUACCCAUA
Molecule: messenger RNA, 7179 nt
Organism: Tachysurus vachellii
Lineage: Eukaryota; Metazoa; Chordata; Actinopteri; Siluriformes; Bagridae
Product: C-type mannose receptor 2-like
Exons: 24
Coding region: 80-6559 (2159 amino acids)
Source: RefSeq, a predicted model, not a curated record